GUGUGUUUGUGAGGUGUACUCGGAGAGUACUUAUUAUGUAAAGUGCUCGUCUUAUUGACAGUUGACAGUGGCUAACUGAGCUGAUUUCCAUGCCGAUUGCCUUUGACCAACUGCCUAAAGUCGGGCAUCUCCAAUUUGCUAAUUAAUCGAGUGCUUCCGCACUUAAGUAUGCUCCACAGUUUUAACACACGCACACACACGUCGUGACGUGUAGCAACAUGUCUUUGCCUAUCGCACUUUUUCCCAGCACUCAGCGAGAGCGGAGAGAGCCAGAUUUGGCUGCACGAGCACGAAGCGCAACCACAAUUUAUAAAUUUUUAUUAUUUUGAGACCCCUCUCCGCCCUCGCCCACGUUCAAUCGCUCUUUUGCCCUUCGAAAUGUCAAAAUAUUGCAGACAAAAGUCUGCUCCGCACAACAUUGCCAGUCCGAAAUACAAUAAUCCCCGUUAGUCACAUGUUUUCCAGCAAGCUGUCAAUGGAAGGAGAAAGGGCGAAGUGGUGUUUGAUGGGUUUAAUCGAUUAAAAUAUCUUAUAUUUGAGUUGAGGAGCCUAAGAAAAAAAGUGAAGUAUGCAUACUCCAGUUAUUUGUGAAUAAUUUCUUUUGGUUUUCCAAGUUCAGAAUUGACAUUGCCAGACUCGAUUCGAUAGCUAAUUCAAAUUGACCGCCACUUGUCGCGUUCCUCACAUGCGCCACUUUCUCUCUCUUUGUGCUCUCUCUCACUUCUCUGUUGACUCUCUCAGCAGGUAAUAUAACUUCUGUUAACUUUGACAGCUUAACACUUUUACCAUUGCCAUCAGGCUAAAAAUUUAUUGUUUUAAUUUAGGGGGUCUUCUACUUUUUAGGGAAUUUAUUAUAAAAGUUUUACUGCAUAGAUUAAAAAAGCUUUUUUUAUUAAAAGAUACAUGUGUUGUUCUGUAAAUUUUGUUUUUAAACUUGAAAUUUUUCCAGAACCUUGAAAUGUGCAUUUCAUAACACACAUAUGUAAGUCAUAAGUUAAAAGACAAAGUUGUUGAGGAUACGGGGCCAGAAAAGCUCGAGUUAAUUUAGUUUUUAUUUAUGAUUUUUAAAUGACAUUAAGUGCCUAAAGAGGAAAUAUAACAAAUCAAUAUUUUGACACAAGAUUAAAUUCCAAAGAGUCGCAUUGAAAGUUGUAGAUGACAGAUGUUACGGCAGUCAAGGGUUAACUUUAACAUGGCGCCAACAUAGCCAAUGUUUGCUUAACAGCGCAGCUUACAGAGGUGCCGCUCUCUCUUUUCCGCUCCUGCGCUACCGUCUCUUUCGCAUUGCUCAGUUGCUCGGCGGAAGAGCACGUCCUGUUUGGCUUAGUUUUUAGUCCUUCUUCGAACGCGCUGCCCACGAGUCACGAGUUCGCUAGUACGCAGGGAUUUGAUUUCCCACUCCCAGUCACAUACGUUUUUUUUCCAGUGCUUGUGCGCGUGUGUGUGAGUGUGUGCAAAUAGGAGCAGGAGCAACAUAACACAAACACACGCUCAAUGCUCAAUAUACAAAGUACAUAUUUGCAUGUGAAGUGAACUGCUUACAGCUGUUCGAUUGCAACUCUGCGCGAUCUCCAUUUCGGUUUAAGAGUUGUCCAUUUGAACCCAUUCCGAGUAAUAACAAUACUGCACAGACAAUAAGUGAACUGAGAAAACGAGAGCUGCGAACCACUGAAAAACGUUGCACCCACCACCGCCUCACCGCUCGCCCGCUUGUUUAAAGCUAAUGCCACCACCGCCCACCACCACUAGAACUACUUCCACUACAACCACUAUUGCCACUAUUGCCACCACCAUCACGACCAUCACCACCAAGAACCAAUAACCAAGAACCAAGAACCACAACCACCAAUUACCAGCCUCGACCUGUACCACAUCGCAAUGAACAAAACCAAAAACCAAAAAUCAAAAAAUAUCAAAUAAAGAAAGAAAGAAAGGCAGAGCCCAGAUUCCAAGUCCACUUGUCCAAAAUGUCGUCAGUUGAAAAAUGUGAGCUUCACCAAAAAUGCAUUACUAGAUGUUCGUUCCCGUAAUAUGUGCAUAUAGAGCAUCCCCCUAGAACCUCUAGCGUAGCUCCUCGAAGAAUUAAACGCCGUAUCGCCCCCUAUUUGUCUUGCCAUGUUUGCCACUUUAGAUCUGACUCUUGACAACAAAUAUUUAGAUCACACUUCAACUUUGUUUUCUAUUCUUUUCCAUCUACCUUUAAAUACUAUAAAUAUAACUAUAACUGUAAACUAUAGCUAUACUAUCGGUCUGCCUCUCUCUCUCUCUCUCUCUCCCUCUCACACUCUCUCUCUGUCUGUCUUUCUUGUUCUGUCUAGUUAACAUGCCUUGAACUUUUACCCACUCUGUUAACUUCUCCUUUUAAACAAAACAAAAACAAAAACUUUACCACUCAACUCUUUGGAAAUUGGGAUGCGAGGACCGACUGAGAAAAGCAUCUGAAAAGUGAAGUUCUCAAGAUGGUUCCUGUGCGUUGGCACUUGAAAAACUUCCACUGAUUGGCCGGAGUCCCGAUUGUAAAUAAGCCCCCCGAUCCCCGACUUCCUUUACACACUUGCGAUUUGCCUGCUUCUUAGCCAAACCUGCAUGCCCCGAGAAGUCAUCAGCUAGUGGUUAUCGAUUUAUCAUUUGAGAAUGCCACACAGAACCACAAACACACACAGAAGACUGAAGAGAUGACUAUUGGGUCGAUCGGUGGAUCAGCCACCUCAGAAAUUACAAGCCACACACACACACACACUCAAUAUAUUGUACGUUAGCCCAGUAAAGUUACGUAAUUUCCGUUUCGUUCCUCGUUUCUCGUAGUUCCCCAGUUCGUUUGAUGCGUUCGUUCCUUCGUUCGUUCGUUCGUUCGUUGUGUUUGCCAAGUUCAAUUUUAUUGUACUCGAAUUCCCAACUGGCCAAUAACCAGAUUUGGAAUCCAGAAUUCGGAAUUGGCGAACCAGAAGCCAAAAGCUGAACAGUAACAACAACAGCUAAUAGACAAACAAACAACCAGCAGUAUAAAUCGAAACCUUAACCCAAUCUAAAUAUAUAUCCAUCCAAACCUAAAGUGUGUCUAAUCACCAAUUCUUAAUGUAAAAUUCUCUUUAAACUAAAUAAUCCAAACACGAAUCACACAAACCAAAAACCAAAAUCUAAACCAAUUUAAUCGAAUCGAACCGAAUCGAAUCGAAUCGAAAUCGCAACCCAGGCAAAACUCACAUUGACCACCAAGCAUAUGAGCUUGUGGCUAAAGGUGUCUCCGGCAUCGACUUGUUUCAUGUUGUAACUCGAGGACUUUCGUUUAUUGGCAACAAUAAUGGUCAGCACAACAUUGACAACACUGACUGCUGGACAAACAACUAGUAGCAGUAAUCACCAUCACCACCACCACAAUCACCACCAGCAGCAGCAACAGCAGCAGGAUCAGUCGCAUCAGCAGCAGCAGCAGCAGUCGCAUCAGCAACUGCCCUACCAGCGACUGCAACCACACGCAGCAGCAGCAGCAGCGGUCAACCAGCAACGCGGCUUCUACGCUCUGAACGGCAGCCUUGAGAUAGACUGCGACAGCAGCAACAUCAGCUACCAGCAGCAACAGCAGCAGCAGCAGCAACAGCAACCCCCGCUAAUUCUGUCGCAAGCUCUGCUGUCGCCUUCGCCGCCGCUUAACGAUCAGAUCAGUUUGCUUUUCCCCAAGUGCCGACCCAAGCAACAGCAGCAGCAGCAGCCGCCGCAGCAGCAACAUCAUCAAGCGACACAGCAGCAACAUGCACUCCUGGCGGACGUGAAUACGAACAGCAACAGCAACAGCAAUAGCAACAGCAGCAGCAGCAGCAGUCCCACAUCGGCAGCAGUUGCUGGGGAGCCGUUGGUCAGCGUUAGUCCGCCGCCGCCCAAGGCCACGGCCACGCCGCCGCCCACGAGCACGCCCAGCUAUUAUAAGAGCGUGAACAUCAUAACACAAUCGCCACCGCCGCAUUCGGCUUCAUCGCACUCCUCCGAAUCGCUGUCCUCGGUGACGCCGCGCAUCUCCACAAAUCCUUUCCUGUGCGCACCGCUCACACCGCCCACACCGCCGCACCACCACCAGCACCACCAGCAGCAGCAGCAGGAACAGCACCUGCAUCUGCAACAUCAGCAACAGCAACUGGAGCAACUGGAGCUGGACACCUCGGGCGAGGCAGCUGUGGAGCGAAGCAGGAGCGGAGCGGCCGGCGAGGAGCCCGACUGUCCCGCCUCCUUUUACUACCACACGGUGGGCGAUAGUAGGCGUGGCCCCGGUUGCUACGUGGAAAUGCCACGCAAACGUAGUGGUGCGUUGCCCGCCAGCAACAGGCAGCAGCAGCAGCAGCAACAGCAGCAACAGUUGCACAACGGCAAUGGCAGUCAGAAUCCAUUUAUCAAGGAAAACUAUUGGGAGGCGCCGCCCACAAGAGCCAGCUUGCUGCUCCAUUCGCCCACGGAAUACGCAGAGGAGCAACAACAGCAACAGCAGCAACAUCAGCAGACACAGCAGCAACAGCAACAUCAGCAUCAGCAGCAACAAGCACAGCAGCAUACACAACAGCAGCAGCAGCAGCAGCAGCAGCAACAACAUCUGCAUGCCUCAGCCAGACGAGCUUACCACCAGCAGCGGGAACAGGUGUACGGUAUCAGUCAGCGAUCGCAACAGCAGCAACAGCAGCAGCAGCAACAGCAACACAUCUUGCGGGUGGGACGAAGUCCGGUGAAUCGCAGCUUUCCCCAGCAGCAGCAGCAACAGCAGCAGCAGCAACAGCAGCAUCAACAGCAGCAGAUUGCAGCGCCCAGAAGCAAUCCCUGUGCCGAUGGGUUGACUCCUUUGGCCAGUCACUACCUUUAUGGCAGCAAAUCCUCGCUGGAUCAGCAUCCUGGCGAUUGGGAGCCGCGGGAGCAGCGCAAACUGAGGCUGCGCGAGGAGCGGGAAAGGGAAAGGGAUAGAGAAAGGGAGCGAGAGCGGGAGCGGGAACGAGAGCACCUGUUGCUGGAACAGCAGCAGCAGCUGCAACUGCAGGAGGUGCAAGCGGCCAGGGACAACCACCUCAGCCAUUUGGCGGGUCAGCAGCAGCGAAAGCGACAUGUUUACGGUGAGGAACGGGACCGCGAGCGGGACAUGGAGCGGGAUCACCGCCUGGUCAAUGGAAACGCAGAUCCCAACGAGAGCUGGCAGCAUCUGCGCGUUACGACCGAAACGUUGGCGGAGGAGGGCGGCAAGCCAGGCAAGCCGGUGGACAAGGAUAAGGCCCAGCUUCAGAUGCAGAUGCAGAAUCUGAACCCAGGGCAGAACCUGGAGGUCAACGUCUACAGGGAGCACAAGUUGGACGCCUGGAAGCUCGAGCGCAACUACACGCUGGCCGUGGAGUCGCGCCAUGGCAUCAUUGAGUACGAAGGUUCGCCCAGGCGCAUUGGAGUAACCACCAACAAUUUUGGGGCCUUGACGGCAGCAGCAGCAGCAGCAGCAACAACAACAGGAACAGCAGGAGCGGACGAAAACGAACCACCAGCAACGGCAGAAGUGGCAGCUACACCACAACAGCAACAACUGCAGCAGCAAUUGCAACAGCAGGUUCCCAUGGCCACCGUUCCACCGCUGAGCUCCACGGCCACCUCGCUGCAAAAGACGGCCGCUCGUGCAGCACUCGCCGCCCUUGCCCAGACCCACCCCCACAACUCCCACAGCAUCCUCAGCUCCCUGAUACCACACACCUCCAACGCCAACUCUAAUCCCAGCUCCAAUCCCAAUCCCAAUCCCAAUUCCAAUUCCAAUCCCAACCCACUGCAGACCAUGCAGAACUAUCCCGUUCGUCCGGGCUUUCCACAGCGCAUCAUUUCGCCGCCUAAUCGUGAGCCUCGUAGCAGCUCCCCUCCCCUGCAGCAGCAGCAACAACAACAUCAGCAACAGCAGCAGCACCUUCAGCAGCAGCAGCAGCAGCAACAACAACAACAUCAGCAACAGCAGCAGCAGCAGCAGCAACACUUUGCCAGUCUGAUGAGCAACCACAGUAACAACAACUCAAACACCAACAAACAACCGCUGAGCAGCGACAACAAUGCGGAGGACACCAGUAACGAUGUGUCCGAGAUUGGCACCAUAUCCGACCUGACCACUCCGGAGGCACUGGGUCUGGCCAUCGGAGCCGCCGGCGAGGUAGUCAGCCGGUCGGCCACGCCCCCCCAAGCCCCUACAGCUGCGUUCGCGGCACUAGCACCACCGACAGAAGGAUCAGCAGCAUCAGCAGCAGCAGCAGUAGUUGCAGCGGGCAGCACUGCCAACGGCAUCGGAAUCGGAUCAGGAUCAGGAUCAGGAGUAGGAAAUGCAACAGCAGCGAGCACCGCACUAGGCCCACUGAGUCUGCACACGAAAUCGUCGACCUUCGAUUACCUUUACGAAUUCUCAGAGACGCGCAAAGUGCUGGAGGAGUUCUUCAAGUGCCCCUCCACCGACGAACAGCCCAUCAUGGAAAACGGCAGCGAUGUGGACAGCAUUGAUAUCCAGUACGAGUUCCACAGCAACUUUGAGCGCGACGACGAGGACUUGGUUGAGGAUGAGGAGGCCGAGGACGACGAGGAGGGCGACGACGAUGCCGACGAGGAGAACGACGAGGCCGAGGAUGAGGACGAGCCGUUGGAUCAGGAUCGCGAACAGAACUACCGCCAGCAGGCGCCUCCUAUCUCCGGCCACGCCCCCGAGCGCCACGUUUACGGGGGCUAUGGCCAGCAGUCGCAGCCUCGGCUUGCCGCCCAGCCGCUGGGCGUGACCGUGGGCGCGGGCGGAGGCGUGGCACGGCGGCACUACAGCGGCAGUCCGCUGAUGCGGGACUUUGACUUCUUCCUGGACUCCACCAGCCGGAGCAGCAACGAGCGGGACGGCGACCAGGACGGGCUCAAUCACAACCAGCUGCUGAGCACGGGCAGUGGGCAUGGCGGCGGCGUAGGCGGCGGGGUCAUGGGAGUGGGCGUGGGCCCGGGCGGCGGCCACAACUACCGCUACUCGCCGGAGACCACCGACUACGACUCCAACUGUGGCGAUCUCGACAGUCUGUCGGGUGAGAUGAACGGCGGCGUGUCGACCUCCUGCUCGAACUACGCCAAAUACUAUGCCUCGGCCAUGCCGGUCCUGGAGGAUGGCCUCUCCUCGGGUCACACUAGCGACACCGAGAACAACAACAACAAGAACAAGAACCUGCAGCAGGCCCUGCUGGGUGGUAAUGGUGGCGGUGGUGGUGGUGUGUCCAGCGGUCAAGGUCAAUGCACCACCAGCCUAAGCGGAAGCGCCAGUAUCGGCGGCAGCGGCGGCAUCUCCAUGCUGAUGGACAUGAAACGCAUCUCAACAAACAACAGCCUGAACAGCAUGCACAACCUGACCGCCACCACCUCCACCACGGACAGUAAUGGGGGCAUGGCCGUGGUGGGCCACCACCUGAUGGCCACGCCCAGUCCCAGCAACGGGCAAUCGGCGGUGGCAAAGGUGCAGGCUAAUCAGACGCCAUCUCAGCCGAAGACAUUGACCCUGGACCAGAGUCCCAGCAACCACAGCAAAGUGUUCAAGAACAUUGAUCCGGAGUUGGAUUCGCUCUACUCGAUUGGUGUUUUCCACCGUCCGGACACGGUGCAGAUGACGCCACCGCCGCCCGCACCGGCGCCGCACCGCAAGCCCAACAACACUGGCAGCAGCAGCAAUGCCAAUGGCAAUGGCAAUGGCAAUGGCGGCAACAACGACGUGGAUCUGCUACAGCCGAGCAGCAAGCACACUACAUUGGCGGCGGCCAUCAGUUCCACGCUGCAGCGCAGUUCCCCCACCUCGACGGUCACCGGAAAUGGAUGCGGCAACGGAAACGGAACGGGAAGCGGCAAGCACCGCAGCGCCGGCAGCACUGGCAGUAGCGCGGCAACGGGGGGCGUGCCACCGCCCAUUCCCGAACGGACCAAUCUCGUGACGGCGGCCGCAUCGCAGCGUUCGCCGUCGCCGGGCUUGAGUUCACCCGUUUGGCUGUCCCGCAGCGGCGGCGGCGGCGUUGGCGGCGCUGGCAAGGAUCUGCUGGAGUCCGGUUCGGAUAACCACUCGAAGAACCACAGUGCCGACGAGGAGGACGUGGACACCGAUCUGGAGACGGACCGCCUGCUGGGCCACCAGCGGCUGGACGACCAGGGCUACUACGAUGAGAACAAGAGCUGGGACCGCAAGCCGCGAUCGCUGCUCUCCAAGAUCUCGCCCAAGCAGCAAAUGGCGAGCACCAAGACGCGCAACGGCUACAAUGCCCUGCUCAGCUCCACGCCGGAGCUGCCGCCACCGAUUCCGCCCAAGGGUCAGUCCGGCGGCAAGCUGCUGGACCUGGUGGUUGGCGGCAUGGUGCAGCGCAGCAUGUCGCGCAGCUCGUCGGAGCACAGCGAGAAAUCGCCGAGCAAACAGCCGGGUGCUGGCGUGGAUCUGUGUGGCACUGGCCCACUGAACGGCACCGUGGUGGAUGUGGUGGCCUCGGCCGUGGCGGCCACUUCGUCAGCGGUGGUGGCCAGUGGCACGCCCGCAAUGGGCAGUCCCGGCAAUGGCGGCGGAUCCGAGAGAUCCGUGGGCGGAGUGAAUGCCGCGGUAGCUGGCAUCAAGAUGGCCGAACCGGAGUCGGGAGCUCUCAACGGAGGCAUCACCUUGCCAGGAUCGGGAUCGGGUUCGGGAUCAGGAUCGGGAACUGGAGCUGGAACUGGUGCUGGGACUGGAGGCAAUGGAACCGUGGUGGCCAGCAGCAAUGCCAAUGCCAACAGCAACAACAACAACAACAACAACAACAACAACGUGGGCAACAGCAACAACAGCAUCAGCGGCAGCAACAGCAACAGCGGCGAGAAAAAAGUGAAAAAGAGCGGCGCAGUGCUCAUCGAGGGCGUACUGUUCAGGGCCAAGUACUUGGGCUCCACGCAGCUGGUCUGCGAGGGUCAGCCCACGAAGUCCACGCGCAUGAUGCAGGCGGAGGAGGCCGUUUCCAGGAUCAAGGCGCUGGCACCCGAUGGCGAUGUGCAGCCCAGCACCGAGGUGGAUUUGUUCAUUUCGACGGAGAAGAUCAUGGUCCUGAACACGGACCUCAAGGAGAUCAUGAUGGACCAUGCCCUGCGCACCAUCUCCUACAUUGCGGACAUCGGCGAUCUGGUUGUCCUCAUGGCCCGCCGUCGCUUCGUGCCCCAGGACAUCGAUGAUGCCCCCAAGCCGAAUCGCACGCCCAAGAUGAUCUGUCACGUGUUCGAAAGCGACGAGGCCCAGUUCAUUGCCCAAUCGAUUGGCCAGGCCUUCCAGGUGGCCUACAUGGAGUUCCUCAAGGCGAACGGCAUCGAGGACCAUCGGUUCGUCAAGGAGAUGGACUACCAGGAGGUGCUCAACAGCCAGGAGAUCUUCGGCGACGAACUGGAGAUCUUCGCCAAGAAGGAACUGCAGAAGGAGGUGGUGGUGCCGAAGGCCAAGGGCGAGAUCCUGGGCGUGGUCAUCGUGGAGAGCGGCUGGGGUUCGAUGCUGCCCACCGUGGUGAUUGCCAAUCUAAUGAGUUCCGGGGCGGCUGCCCGGUGCGGCCAGCUCAACAUCGGCGACCAGCUGAUCGCCAUCAACGGCCUGAGUCUCGUCGGCCUGCCCCUAUCCACCUGCCAGACGUACAUCAAGAACACCAAGAACCAGACCGUGGUCAAGUUCACGGUGGUGCCGUGCGCCCCCGUCGUCGAGGUGAAGAUCAAGAGGCCGGAGACCAAGUACCAGCUCGGAUUCAGCGUCCAGAACGGAGUGAUCUGCAGCCUGCUGCGUGGCGGGAUUGCGGAGCGGGGUGGUGUUCGUGUGGGCCAUCGCAUCAUCGAGAUAAACAACCAGAGCGUGGUGGCUGUGCCCCACGAGAAGAUCGUUAACUUGCUGGCCACAUCCGUGGGAGAGAUACUCAUGAAGACGAUGCCCACUUCCAUGUUCCGCCUGCUUACUGGUCAGGAAAAUCCCAUAUAUAUUUAAGCCUGCGGGAGGAUAAUAAAUGGCGAUUAUUGUUAACUAUAAAAACCUUACAAGGAUAUUACGAUAUUUAGUAUAUAUAUAUACCUAUACAUAUAGAGAAAGAUAGAGAGAGGAGGAGUAAUUAUAUGUAUGUAUAUGCGUGUGUACCUAUAUAUAUAUAUAUACUUAACAUAUAUUACACACGAGUGUAUUGAAUUUUUUUUUUUUGUGAGUAAACUAGACAAAGUUCGAUCGGAGGCGAGUUAAGAGCAGCUACUACGACAAAUAAGAGGACGCGAAAACUAACACACAUGGCACGCCUUUUUGCAAAGCUUAGUAAUAAUAGUUAAUAAUGCGUGUGAGAUCGGGCCAUCGGCCAGGACAUACUCGUACAUACUUAUACAAGUAUAUAUACAUAUAUAUAUGAACACAAUGACCUUUUUGCGAAAACGUCCUUAGCUUAGUUGAACGGCGACAUUAGUCAGAGAAUACUGCAGCUAGUUACGUCCCCCCAUAUAUACUAUUUGCUUACCCAUACUUAUUGUAAAAACCAAAAAACCAAAACACACGAGCACAGCGCAGCAAAAGACGUCCCAAACGAGAUUCGAGUCCAGACAGGAGGCAGGCAGCUCUUUUGAUAUAGUAUAUAUAUAUAUAUAUAUAAUCUCCACACACGAUAUAUAGCACCACCCCGAUAUAUUUAUAUAACAACAAAUACAGUGGGCGGGAGAAUGAUAAGCUUAGGCCAGAUAGGAAAUGGAAAUGAAAAUGGAUAUGGGAUUGGAUAUUGUAACUGCAGCGUUUCGUUUUCUACUCGCACCCAUAGCCGAGAAUUUUGAUAGUUAUUUAACGGAUAUAGCCAGAUCGUAAUCGUGUAAAUUGAGGAGCGCUUUACACACCUACAUAUGCCCCCCCCAUAGAGGAUUUAGUUUAGCAGACACACCCACACCGACACUCACACUCACACUCACACUCACACUCACACUCACACUCACACUAACACUCACUUAGACGCUUCGAUUUCAACCAUCUUCGUCCAAAAAUUGUGCUACUACUCGUUAAACAAGUUGAUAGAUAUAGAGAGAGAGAUUAGAAAAGGAUAACAGAAGGGAAAAAGAAAGAGAGGUAAGGGCGGGCCGGCGCGGAAAGAAAGAAAGAGAUAGAGUUAGAGGACCCCAUUAUAAGCCAUAUAAGGUAGAGGGAUUUAGAAGAAGGCGAACUAGAAACAGUCAAUCUUGCAAUUGCAGCAACGCAUGUGCAUCUAGGAUCGCAUUAUAGAGUUAUAACUGUAGACCAGACUCGAACGGAAAGAGACGGCAACAGGAACAGAAAUAGAGACAGACAGAGAGGGAGAAAUGCAUUUCUUUGUGUGUAUAUGUAUGUGUAAAAUACUCGCUAUUUGGCCCAAAACGCAAUCCACAAGCAACCAGCAUUCAGCAUUCAGUCACUAAGAGAACUAUUAUUAACUACGAGUACGAUUUAUUAUGUAACAACGUAACGACAACGGAGCAUUUGCUUGAUGUUUGCAAAUUGAACGACUUUUUGGCCGCAUUUCCGCUGCUUGGCACGGGCCACGCCCACGCCCACGCCCAUUAAAAACCAAAACUAAAUUACCAAAAAACUUAAAGAAAAUGCUUCAGAAAACCAAAGAGAUGAAACGGAAACCGAAACAAAUGCAUACAACAACUAAUAUUUAAUGAAUUGUUUUUUUUUUUUUGGUGUACAUUAUUUAUAUGGAAUGUGAAAUUGCAUAACAAAUUUAAUGAAUAUAUUGAAUAUUUAUAAAAACGGGCUAAUUGCAUAGAAAUUAUAUAAGAACGAUCAUAACAAUGAUUAUUUGUAAAGGCGAACUAAACCCAAAACCGAAAACAAAAUGAAUAAAUAAAAGAAUAUAUAAUCACAUGCGUAAACAAAAGUAUAAAACCAAAA
Molecule: messenger RNA, 11881 nt
Organism: Drosophila elegans
Lineage: Eukaryota; Metazoa; Arthropoda; Insecta; Diptera; Drosophilidae
Gene: X11Lbeta
Biological process (GO): chemical synaptic transmission
Cellular component (GO): plasma membrane; dendritic spine; cytoplasm
Molecular function (GO): protein binding
Source: RefSeq, a predicted model, not a curated record